ACUAGCGUCGCUGUGAGCCACGCUCUGCCGAAGAUGCCGUCAUCCCUCUGAGGCUGUCCUGCCCUGUGAAGACCCCGUCCGCCGGUCCAGAACGUUCCUGCAAGGUCCCAAUGGUGGCACGGAUACGCCGCUCCCAUCCCAUCCAGAACCAGGUCUGCUAGAUUCUGUGACAGCGCCGAAGCCCUGGUACUGCCCAACUGGGUUUUCCCGAGGCCAAGAAUGAAGCUGCUCCUCUGUUGACUGGACCUCCGCUGGAGAGGAAAGUGGCUGAACGCCAAAGAUGUUGCAGCUGGUCCCCUGCUGUAGGAAUACAUAAUAUAAAGCUCUGGAAUGUGAUUAUUUACAUUGAAAGACAGAAAGAGUCCAGCAUGCUACCACUGGAGAGUUCCCUGUGAGCAAUGGGUGGGUCAGGUCCCAUGUUGAACCUUGUGAGCAACCGUACUUUGCACAACAUCACAUCUGGCCUGCUGGGGCCCAAACCCACGACUCCUACCCUGCCGCUGGGGGUUUUCACAGCCUCCCAGCUCAAGGACCUGGUGGGGAUGUUCUUCAUGGUGGGCCUGAAUGCGGUGGCCCUCCUGGCCAACACGGCAGUGAUGGUGGCCAUCGUAAAGGCCCCGCACUUGAGGAAGUUUGCGUUUGUGUGCCACCUGUGUGUGGUGGACCUGCUCUGUGCCGUGCUCCUGAUGCCCCUGGCCAUCGUAACGGGCUCUCCCUUCUUCAGCGCCGUGGUCUUCACAGUGCUGGAGUGCCAGGUCUACAUCUUCCUCACAGUCUUCCUCAUCUGCGCCUCCAUCUUCACCAUCAUCGCCAUCAGCGUGGAGAGGUACUACUACAUCGUGCACCCCAUGAGGUACGAGGUGAAGAUGACGCUCAACCUGGCCAUCGCUGUGAUGAUCUUCAUAUGGGUCAAGUCCAUCCUGCUGGCGCUGGUCACCCUGUUCGGCUGGCCCCCGUACGGGAACCAGAGCUCCAUCAGCGCCGCCCACUGCUCCCUGCACUGGAGCCACAGCAGCCUGCGGAAGGUCUUUGCCGUCCUCUUCAGUGUGGUGUGCUUUCUGGUUCCCUCCAUCGUGAUAUUCGUGGUUUACUGCAAUGUCUACAAGGUGGCCCGGAUGGCGGCCAGACAGCACGUCCCUGUGCCUACCUGGGCCUCGAGUCCCAAGCACCGCUCCGACUCCAUCAACAGCCAGACCACCAUCAUCACCACCCGGACGCUGCCGCAGAGGCUGUCCCCAGAGAGGAUCUUUGGAGGAGGCAAAGCGGCCCUCACCCUCGUCCUCAUCGUAGGCCAGUUCCUGUUGUGCUGGCUGCCGUACUUUACCUUCCACCUGCACCUUUCACUUGGGGAUUCGCCCCAGAGCCCAGGAGAUGUGGAGGAGGUGGUCACCUGGCUGGCCUACUCCUCUUUCGCCGUCAACCCCUUCUUCUACGGGCUCCUAAACCGACAAAUCCGUGAGGAGCUGUGCAAGCUGAGGAGGUGCUACUCCACGCGGCCCCUGGAGCUGGGGAACUCCAGCCACGAGGGCUCCAUCCAGGAGAACUUCCUCCAGUUCCUGCAGCGGACCAGCUGCACAGCAGAGACACGCUCCAGCUGCGUCCAGUCCAGCCCCAGAAACACUCUGGACCAGGGUGUCCGCAUUCCCGGGCAGAUCCCAGAGGAGUUCAGUUAGCCUUCCUCAAGCAUCACUAUCAAUAGAAUGCCUCAUGGCUUCAAGGUGCCAGUCAAGUCUUAUUCUGCUUGCAACAUUAUUCUUCUAUACAGGGUGCAAGUUGCAACAGAUUGCCAUACAGUGUUACUAGAGGCGAGUUCUUCUCACUGAAGCAGCAAUGGUAACAUUCCACCAGAAGGGUACUAUGAGGUUUACAUGCAAAAAUUACAUCUGUUAUUUUUCUAUUGCCUCUGCCAUUAUACACCAUCUGCUCUUAGAAAAGACAUAUGGGCAAGAGAAUAUUUGAUGGAAACAAUAUGGAUCUCUCGUUAUUUGUUGAUGUAAUCAAGCAGUUAUUAAAAUGUAACAUAUAUUACUUGUAGGACAUUUUUCAUGUUUUUUAUUCAUUAUUAUACUGGUAAUAACUAUAACAAAAAUAUUCAUUAUUAUUAUUAUUAUUCUUAUUAUUAUUCUUAUUAUUAUUAUUAUUAUUAUUAUUAUUAUUAUUUUGAAGUUCAAAUUCUCAUCAUUCAAAAAAUAAGGAGGUGUCUGUAAUUUUAUUUUAUUGAUACAAACUAUCAUACUAAAACUGGAACAUGUAUUAUAACAUGUAAUUACAUAUCAAAUCCAUUGACAGCAAUAUUUUAAGAUGAACAUUCUUUUGAAGAGCAUUAAUAUGAACUGGCAGAACUAUGUAUUUUCUCAUUUUGUGGGUGUUUUUGCUACUGUUUGCUACCAUUUGUCAUGAAAAGUUAUUUGUUAUUAAACUAUAAACAGUGCAAGGAAAUAAAUACUGAAUUUGACACUAGAAGAGAGGUUUGCACUUCUAAAAAUAUGUUUCUGAUGUUUGCACUUAUUUGUUUAAAUGUAUACAACUCUGGAACGUACAGUAUGAAAUUUUUCAUUGUUUGUAAAUGUUUUAUUUCACUGUAUUUUUAACGAUGCUAAAUGAUUGAACAAGUGUUGCAGAUAGUGCAUGUCUAUCCAGCAUAGUGCUGGCUUGUACAUUUUGUUUUCCAAUAAAGAAAUGCAAAUGACUUUCAAAACAGA
Molecule: messenger RNA, 2702 nt
Organism: Conger conger (European conger)
Lineage: Eukaryota; Metazoa; Chordata; Actinopteri; Anguilliformes; Congridae
Gene: gpr61l
Product: G protein-coupled receptor 61-like
Exons: 2
Coding region: 399-1673 (424 amino acids)
Biological process (GO): G protein-coupled receptor signaling pathway
Cellular component (GO): signaling receptor complex; plasma membrane; endosome
Molecular function (GO): G protein-coupled receptor activity
Source: RefSeq, a predicted model, not a curated record